Acyrthosiphon pisum (pea aphid) is the source of this 999-nucleotide messenger RNA. RefSeq names its product CG31301-like. The record is from RefSeq and is marked predicted. NCBI's taxonomy places the organism in Eukaryota, Metazoa, Arthropoda, Insecta, Hemiptera, Aphididae.
CAGGCUUCAGCAUAAAAAAAAACAACUAACGAGAAGCUACUUUUUUGAUUUCAAGACUUAGUUCGGAACUUCGGAAUUUUGAGUUGAUUUUCCUUAAAAGGGCGAAGAUCAAGCGUACACGAAGAUUUCUAAAAUAGUAUAAUUAUGACAUUUGACUCAUCUUGGGAUGUUGAUAAAUACAGAUCUGAACAUGAAUAUGAAGAUCAUUGGCAGUUUAGGCGUCAGUUUUUAGUUGCUCAUCAAGACAAAUUUCCCGAAGAUCGAUUAGUGUGUUUAGCCCAAGUCUUUUUUAAUAUUGAGUUUUUAGGAUGCCAGUACCCUAAAAAAGUCAUGGACCUUAUUGAAACAUUAUCUGAAGGUUUAGCUGAUGACUUAAGAGAAAAACGUAAAGGAAAAUUACAAAGAACCUUUGUUGCAGCCUCAGAUGCUGCCGAAGCUAAAGCUAAACGCUGAAAUUAUGAUGAAAUUAUGUAUGUCUGAACAAUAUCAACCGAAUAAAUUGCAAAUUCCAAUAUAAUUAUUUAUGUUUAUUAUUACCGCUCUAUUAAAAAUGAUAAAACUUAUGGAUUUAAAAUGAAAAAUUAUGUAUCAAUUCAAAUGAUUUACUUGAUAUGGCUGUUUCAUAUUCUGAAAAGGUGUAGUAACAUAUCAUUGUGUACAUUAUAAUCAAUUAAUAUGUACAAUUUUUUUUCUAAUGAAUCGAAGACUCGUAAUAAUAGGUAUGUAAUAUAAUUACAAUUUGAAUUUCAAAUAUUUUUUGUUUUAUAUAUAAGCCUGAUUUUAUAGACAGUAUAUUAUAUUUAAGUUAUUUUUGACUAAUACCAGUAAGCUCUGGCACAUAUACGGCUGUAGGUACAUUGUAUUCUUUUACACAUAUAUAAUAAAGAAAUUAAUAGGAGUAUAGGACAUCAGCUACAGUUAAUGUAUAUUUAUGCAAUAUUAUGUUAUAUUUUAUUGUCUUUUUGUUAAAAUAAUCUAUAAUAUAUUGAUAUGCAUUAA